CGUUGGCCAAUCAGGAGCGGCGCUGGGCCGGGUUGGCGGCGAGAAGAUGGCGGAGGAGCGCGCUGUGCGGGAGCGGAGCAGAGACAGGGAGUCCGGCAACACAGAUAACUGGACUCAAGAUGCUUUUGGAAAAAAAAGGGAUAAAACAGGAGCCCACAGUAAAGCAUUGGUUGAAGAUAAAUCGCUUGGCUAUCGGCAGUUAAGAAGCCAGCAGAAAUAUUUUACCCUGGACGUCGAUGAUGAGGACGGUGAAAACAUGAGUUCAAGCAGCACAGAGGUCAAAGAGAACCGUAAUGUGGAAAACGUCUCUCUUAAGGAAAGCAGUCAGACUCCCGGAGAGACCCAGAUCUCAAAUGGCAGCAAUUCCUCCAUUAACAGAAAGCGGCCAUUGGAGGAGGGCAGCAAUGGGCAUUCGCAUCCUAAGUUCCGAGCCAAGAAGAGGAAGAAAACGCCAGGCCCCAUUCUGCCUAAGAAUGCGUUGAUGCAAUUGAAUGAGAUCAAGCCUGGCCUGCAGUACAAGCUGCUUUCUCAGUCUGGGCCAGUCCAUGCUCCUGUCUUCUUAAUGGCUGUGGAGGUCAAUGGACAGACCUUUGAAGGUUCUGGUCCAACCAAGAAGAAAGCUAAGUUGCACGUCGCUGAGAAAGCACUACGAUCUUUUGUUCAGUUUCCAAAUGCCUCUGAGGCACACUUAGCAAUGGGUCGAAUGCUGAAUGUGAAUACGGACUUCACGUCAGAUCACUCUGACUUUCCAGAUACACUUUUCAAUGGAUUUGAAAACCAAGAAGCAGGAGAUGAUCCUUAUCUCUUGGGAUCAAAUGGAAACGGUUCUUUCAAUUCAUCAGGAGACUACAAUUCUCUUGGUCUCUCCUCUGGCACUGGAGCAAUCAGUUUAGGUCAGUCAGCCUUGACUGCACCCUCUCCUUUUGCCAUGAACAGUGGGAAAAACCCAGUGAUGAUACUGAACGAGUUACGACCAGGACUCAAGUACGAGUUUGUCUCAGAGAGUGGGGAGAGCCAUGCCAAAAAUUUCAUCAUGGCGGUGAUCGUGGAUGGACAGACGUUUGAAGGGUCAGGGAGGAACAAGAAGCUGUCCAAAGCGAGGGCUGCUCAGGCCGCUCUACAGACCCUGUUUAACAUGCAGCUGGACUCUACCCCAUCACGCCAACCAAUUCCCAGCGAAGGUCUUCAGCUUCACCUGCCUCAGGUUCUAGCGGACGCAGUGGCACGAUUAGUGGUGGAUAAAUUCAGUGACCUGACCGACAACUUCACCUCCCCUCACGCACGGAGGAAAGUCCUUGCCGGCGUCGUCAUGACAGCAGGGUCCGAUGUCAAAGAUGCCCAGGUUAUCUGUGUCUCCACGGGAACUAAAUGCAUCAAUGGAGAGUAUAUGAGCGACCGAGGCUUGGCUCUGAACGACUGCCACGCUGAAAUUGUUGCACGCAGAUCCCUGGUUCGAUUCAUCUAUACCCAGUUGGAGCACCAUUUGAGCAACAAGAUUGAGGACCACAACAAAUCCAUCUUCGUUGAGCAGGCAGGAGGUGGCUUCCAGCUGAAGGACAAUGUACAGUUCCACCUUUACAUUAGCACGUCACCGUGUGGGGAUGCCCGAAUCUUCUCCCCACACGAGGCUGCAGUGGAGGAUCAAGGCGACAAGCAUCCAAAUCGGAAGGCCCGAGGGCAGCUGAGGACAAAAAUUGAAUCUGGUGAAGGGACCAUUCCAGUGAGAUCAAGCAGCACCAUUCAGACAUGGGACGGCGUGUUACAGGGAGAACGGCUCCUCACUAUGUCAUGUAGUGAUAAAAUUGCAAGGUGGAACGUGCUUGGGAUUCAGGGUGCUCUGUUGAGCCAUUUUGUGGAGCCUAUCUACUUCUCCAGCAUUAUCUUGGGCAGCCUAUAUCAUGCGGACCACUUGUCACGUGCGGUGUACCAACGAAUCAUCGAAAUCGAGGACCUGCCGAACAUCUACACACUAAACAGGCCCCUGCUGAGUGGUAUUAGUAACGCUGAGUCCCGCCAGCCCGGCAAGGCACCCAACUUCAGUGUCAACUGGGCUGUGGGGGACACAGCUCUGGAGGUCAUCAAUACCAUGACUGGGAAAGACGACAUGGGCCGCCCAUCUCGACUGUGUAAGCACAUCUUGUACAGCCGCUGGCUGCGCUUGUAUGGGAAGUUGUUGUUCUUGGCUCGAUCCAAACAAGGGAAGUUCAGUUCAUACCAUGAAACAAAGCAGGCAGCCAAUGAGUACCAAGACGCCAAGCAAGCCCUGAUCAAAGAAUUCCAGAAGAGUGGAUUAGGCAUGUGGGUGAAAAAACCCAUUGAACAGGAUCAUUUCACUCUGUCUAUCUGAAGCUCAGAGAAAGCUUUGGGAUUUUUAGGAUGUAAAGCUGCUCGAAUUCCACAUGUCAGAUGUAUUUAUUAAAUUGUAACUUUUAGCUGUUUUUUUAAUUUUUUUUAAGAAGAAAAGUAGGUUGUGUGUCCCUUUUGUUGGCUACCAGCUAGAUUUUAAAAGUAGGCUUUAUGGGGAAGAGUUAUUUUUAACCCACAGCCUCGCUAGGAGGUGAUGAAAAGAACCCAAGCCUUCAUUGAGAGUUGUGUAUAUUUACAAGCAAGUUCUGAACCGUGUGGGCUUGCUUGGCAGUGCGGUGCAGGUGGUUGGGGUGACCACUUUCUAAUGCUUGCUGGAAGUGCAUGGAAGGCAGGCACUGUUAGUUCUGUUUCUUUUCGCUGCUAAACUGAUCAGUGUAUAAAUUCCUGAAAGUACGUCAUUAAUUUGGUAAACCUCAGUAAUCAAGGUGAUGCACGUACCUUUAUAUGUACCGGGGGAAACAAAGCCCAGGCCCUUUAAAGCAAUAUGAGAAUAGAAGUACAAAGCAGUUAAAAUGUCAGGGUAACUGAGAGGGGCAGAUAGUACACGUGACCCUGAAGAGAAGGGGACACUUGGUGUACAAGUCUCUGAAGACACUAGAAAGAUGGAUUGAUGUCUGUAGGUCACCAGAUAAUGAAUGUUAGGUCCCCAAAGCCAGCCUUACCACAUUGCUGAAUGGCCGCACGUUCUUUUCAUAGGUUCUUAUCGGUGCAGUGAACCCUUGUACCUCUCCAGGGUGCUUCGGUCCAUUCCACUGAGCUGAUCCUCAACAGUGUGCCCAGAGAGCUAUUGUUACACAGUCACAGCAGUAGCUGAAAAAAAUGUUAAGGAGAACGAAUAACAAAGUCUAAUUUUUUUUUAAGAAGCAGUGUUAAGUACAUUUUGACUACUAUAGUUAGUUGGUAAAGGUCAGCCUGGCUAGCCAUAAAAAGGGAUGCUAUCUGUGUGCUUGGUUCUCCCUCACCCCGUCCUCUUUCUUCCUGCACAGCUGAUAUGUUUCAUUAUUCCCUGUGUCGUCAGAUCUUGAAAUCUACAAAUGUAAUGAUCUUGUUGUACAGUAGUCUACAAUUGAGGCAAGAGACCUCCCAUUCAUAUUCUGUUCUGUCUGUGGUGUUCAGUGUUUGCUUGAGGUGUGGGACUAUCAGUGAUUCUGCAAUUUUGUUACAGCAAGUAAAGUACUUGUGGGUUAUUUCCACAGCAGUUACACAGUCUUGAACUUGCCUCAAACUUGGCUCUUACAAUUGGUUACAUUACAUUAUCUAAUGUACAUAUGUACACAUAAUGUACACAUAUUUGCCUUCAAUACAGCUGAUGCUGUUGCUGACGUUCAUCAAGAGGUGAGCAGAAGUGAAUUCAAGGUCAUGUUUCCUAACAAUUAAGUCUUAAGUUAUUAAAGUUUAUGAUGGAAUAUUCCUGGGCUACUCUGUUCAGAUGUAAGGCUGUUCAUGGUUUGUGUUUCACAUGAUGCAGCAUGGGUGUGUGUGUGUGUUAUAUAACAACAAACAACAAAUUACAUUUGUAU
Callorhinchus milii (elephant shark) is the source of this 3887-nucleotide messenger RNA. RefSeq names its product adenosine deaminase RNA specific B1b (gene adarb1b). The coding region runs from base 47 to 2347 and encodes 766 amino acids. Lineage: Eukaryota; Metazoa; Chordata; Chondrichthyes; Chimaeriformes; Callorhinchidae. The record is from RefSeq and is a predicted model, not a curated record. Gene Ontology annotation, biological process: RNA processing; adenosine to inosine editing. Gene Ontology annotation, cellular component: cytoplasm; nucleolus. The transcript is spliced from 12 exons. Gene Ontology annotation, molecular function: double-stranded RNA binding; double-stranded RNA adenosine deaminase activity; tRNA-specific adenosine deaminase activity.